Messenger RNA from Lepisosteus oculatus (spotted gar), 1229 nucleotides. It is a transcript of the gene sri, whose product is annotated as sorcin. Gene Ontology annotation, molecular function: calcium ion binding. The record is from RefSeq and is a predicted model, not a curated record. NCBI's taxonomy places the organism in Eukaryota, Metazoa, Chordata, Actinopteri, Semionotiformes, Lepisosteidae.
UCCUACUCGCACUGAUACCACACCUGCCUCUAGCAGUGGGAAUGAGCAAUUAGCAGCUGCUUGUCUCUAACAACGUUUAUUUUCUCGUUAGUUAUUGUACUGUACAAAAAUGUCUUACGCAGGCUAUCCGGGAGCACCUGGCGGAUAUGGUGGAGGGUAUGGUGGUGCCCCUGGUGCCCCUGGCUAUGGAGGAUUCCCUGGUCAGGCACAGGACCCUCUUUUUGGUUAUUUCUCUGCUGUGGCAGGCCAGGAUGGUCAAAUCGAUGCAGAAGAGCUCCAAAGAUGCCUCACUCAGGCAAACUUUUCUGGUGGCUACAAACCAUUCAACCUGGAGACUUGUAGGCUAAUGAUCAGCAUGUUGGAUAGAGACAUGUCAUGUACGAUGGGCUUCAAUGAAUUCAAGGAGCUGUGGAGCAUACUGCAUGCCUGGAAACAGCACUUCAUGAGCAUGGACAGAGAUCGGAGUGGGACUAUAGACCACACAGAAAUGCAACAAGCAGUUGCUUCCAUGGGUUAUAGACUAAGUCCUCAGGCUAUGACUGCAAUUGUAAAACGUUGCAGUACCCAGGGGAAGAUUACUUUUGAUGAUUAUGUGGCUUGCUGCGUAAAAAUUAGAGCUCUGACUGAUGUGUUUAGAAGAAGGGAUCAAAGUCAGCAGGGUGUGGCCAGUUUUUCAUAUGAUGACUUCAUCCAGUCUACCAUGACCAUCUGACAAGACAGGAAGACAUCCAGUUUUUCUUUACAUUCCAUGUUUUUAUAGUUUGAAAAGAAGCGUUUAAUUAGCACAUUUUUUUUUUCUAUUGCCAGAUUUAUUUUUUUUAUACUUUGACAACCAUAGUUUCUUGUUACCUGCAUAGCUGCUUCUGAAUUUCACUCUAAAUUUCUGCAUCAUUUAAUAAACUGAAUAAAAAAAUGCAGUUAAUUUAAAAUCAUUGUAUGCCAACUAUAUGAAGUUAAAUACUUGUUCAAAUUUAUUACAACCCAUGUGAAUAAAAUCAUAAUUUAUUCCAUGUGCAAUAAAUUACUCUGCACAAAUGGUCACAGUGUUCAUUUCUGUUAAAUGUUGUUUUGAACAUGGAUCGCUUACCUAAGAAUCAUGUUUAUUUUAUUGCAACUUUUUGAUGAAAAUGUCAAGAACCUGAAACCUGAAAAUGACCGCAAUUCAGAUUAUAUACAAACAUGUUAAAUGUAUGCAUCAAAAACCAAAAUAAAAUUACACUGUGCAACAA